Molecule: messenger RNA, 5092 nt
Organism: Ostrea edulis (European flat oyster)
Lineage: Eukaryota; Metazoa; Mollusca; Bivalvia; Ostreida; Ostreidae
Product: ras-related protein Rab-27B-like
Exons: 6
Coding region: 990-1706 (238 amino acids)
Biological process (GO): positive regulation of exocytosis; melanosome transport
Cellular component (GO): secretory granule; melanosome
Molecular function (GO): GTPase activity; GTP binding
Source: RefSeq, a predicted model, not a curated record
GAGACCACAAGAUUUGGAUGGUAAUCCAUGUAAGUUCACAAUCUUAAUCCGAGGUAUGACUUUGCGAGAUCUUUGUAGGCCUAAUACAUGUUUUUUUUUUCUUUCUUCAAAUCAUUACGCUCUCUCAAUCGCGUGCUUUAAACUAGUUCAUAAUUUGUUCAUAGUCAAUAUGAAUGGAUUAUGGCGCGUCCUAAAAUUGGUUGGUUCAUAGAGAAAAAUGUGAUUUGCAAUAUAAAUAUAUAUGAAUGAAUUAGUAUCAUGGUCAUGAUAUAUGCUACUAUUUAAGAAAAGCACUGUAAUAUGAGAAGUACUAAAUGAUACAAAUUCUCCAAUCAUUAUAGCAUGUAAUUUAUUAAUUUGAUUGAAUCUGUCAACAGUUAAUUAUAUGUUUUAUUUGUACAUAAAAGUUUACUUUCAAAUUUACCUCUGUAAGUCGAUCACCUGAGAUUUCCUGGGUUAUGACUUAUUGCAAUAAUUAUUUCAUAAAUUAGUAACAUAUCUUUGCAUUGGUUUGAUAUUUCAAAUCAAACCAUGUACUGGGUGAUACCACGCAAAUCAAAUAGCAUAAGUUUUUUUACCAUCAUUUAAAGUACUGGAAUCAAUAAAUUACAAAUUAAAAAUAGAACUUAAUAACAAACAGAAACACAAACAAUUAAUUUGGGAAUAUAUUUAAAUAUAUCAAUCUUGCCUUUAUUGCUAAAGAUCACAAAAUAGCCUAUAGGGUAUUGUUAUUUGGGACCCCAGAGUAAUAAAUGCCCUCUAAAAAACCAAAGAUAAAAAAAAAAAAAUCAAUUUUUGUCCUGAUGAGGACAGUGUCUAGCAUUGUUGAAUAUCCUCAUUAAAUGUCGCGGGCCAGAGUCGUCAGCAAGUGUGUUAAGCUUGAUAACUGUAAACCACUGGGUGACAAACUCGACAUUGAUGGAUUGAUUUUUACACUGCUCUGAUGUGACAACAGAGAACCAGUGCCUAUCAAUGACUGUGAAUUGACCAUGGAGGAUGUUGGUCCCCCCAAUGGCUCCCCAGCACACUCUGGUUCCCAUGGCAAUCUCGCUGUCACAGCAGACUAUGACUACCUCAUCAAAUUCUUAGCUCUAGGUGAUUCAGCGGUGGGAAAAACCUGCUUUCUUCAUCAGUAUAUUGAGAAAGAAUUCAAACCUAGUUUUGCCUCUACCGUUGGGGUAGACUUUCAGGAAAAGAGAUUGGUACAUCGUGUGCCCGGGUCGGACGGUGUAGUGGGGAGGAGUCACAGAAUUCAUCUACAGCUGUGGGACACUGCAGGCCAGGAAAGGUUUCGUAGUCUUACAACUGCAUUCUUCCGAGACGCUAUGGGCUUUAUUCUGUUGUUUGAUUUGACGAGUGAGCAGUCAUUCAUCAAUAUCAGAAACUGGCUGACCCAGUUACAAACUCAUGCAUAUUGUGAGAACCCGGAUAUCAUCUUGUGUGGAAACAAAGCUGACUUGGAGGAUCAGAGGAAAGUAACGGAAGAGCGAGCCAGGGAUAUUGCAGAGAAACACGGGCUUCCAUAUUUCGAGACGAGUGCUGCCACGGGUCAGAACGUGGCUAAGGUUGUGGAGUGUUUAUUGGAUAUGGUGAUGUUACGUAUGGAGCAGUGCGUGGACAAGACACAGAGACCCCACGCACAAAACGGAAGACGACUACACAAAAGUGACAUGGACGAGCACAGUGACUCCAAGUGCUCCUGUUAACGAUCACUGCGAUGCACGUUUUGCUUUAAGCUCUCCCCCUCCCUCCAAUUCUGUGAUCAGCAAUCUCUUUGGUUUUGAGUCCUUUGUAUGGAUGCCCCUGAUUUAACAUUGUAUCUUUUUUUACUGUUGGUAGAUAAUGGAGAAUUGUGUUUUUCCAUAGAUAUAGGUGAUUUUUAAAAAAAUUUUAAAUUACAUGUAGUUUAAAACAAUUGAGAACUCCAAAUUUUGCUCACUCAAAUACGGGCUGGUGAACCAAGAGUGUAUCCAACACCCAGAGGUUGUUCACAGGUACGAAUGCUUACUGUAUAAGUGGAAUUUUAAGCGGGACACAAAUUUUAAAAUUAGUGAUCCCCCCCCCCCCCAAAUGGGUUUAUUUUUAUAUUUAGCAAGAAUUAUUUUGUCAACUUUAUAAUUCCAGGAAAUAUAGAUAACUAUUACCUUUAAUAUGGAAUAUAUAAUUGCUUUAGUGAUAUGCAAUUUGAGCUUUUGCUAAUAAUGCCAAAAUUAAAUCCUCACUGAAAAUUCUGCUUAUGCGCGGUAGUUUGAAAUUCUUAUAGAAAUGGAAUGAUUUCGAUUUCAAUAUCAGUUUCCAAAGAGUCAGACAAGCUAUACAACAUGUAUUAUACAUGUACUGGAAACGGCGGAAACACUAUUCUUGACAUGGAGCAUUACACCACAGGGUGCUCAGAGGAUUAACCUGUGUGUUGUUAGCUCACCUGAGCCGAAAGCUCAAGUGAGCUUUUUUGAUCGCCCAUGCUCUGUCUGUCCAUCUGCCUAUAAACUUUUCACAUUUUCGACUUCUUCUCCAGAACCACUUGGCCAAUUUCAAUCAAACUUGGCAAAAAGCAUCCUGUGGUGAAGGACUUUCAAGUUUGUUCAAAUGAAGGGCUAUGCCCCUUUUAAAGGGGAGAUAAUCACAAAAAUGCAAAAAUAGGGUGGGGUCAUUUAAAAAUCUGGGCCAGAAGAGCUUACAUUAACAUUCAAGUUUGUUAAAAUCAUGGCUCCCGGGGGUAGGAUGGGGCCACAAUAGGGGAUCAAAGUUUUACAUACAAAUAUAUAGGGAACAUCUUUAAAAAUAUUCUCAAGAACCACUGGGCUAGGAAAGUACAAAUUUACAUGAAAGAUUCCUUGCAGAAUCAAGUUUGUUAAAAUCAUGAUCCCCUGGCCUCAGGUACAUGUAGGUUAGGGCCACAAUAGGGGAUCAGAGUUUUACAUGCAAAUAGAAGGAAAAUCUUUAAAUAUCUUCUUAUUAAGAACCAUUGGGCCAAAGAAGUUUUCAUUUACAUGAAAGCUUCCUGACAUAGUGCAGGUUCAAGUUUGUAAAAAUCAUGGCCCCUGGGGGUAGGUUGGGGCCACAAUAGAGAUCACAGUUUUAUAUGUGAUUAUAUAGGGAAAUUCUUUAGAUAGGGACCAAGGUGACUUAGGUGAGCGAUGUGGCCCAUGGACCUCUUGUUUUAUAUGCACAAUCUGAUAAUGAAAUGGUGAGUGUAUUUACACAUGUAUCAUACUUGCCAAGUGAAUACACACCAUUUUAACAAAUAGAGCAAAUAUAGAAACAUACUAUGAUACUGUUAGAAACACACUAUGAGACUGUUAGAAACACACUAACACACUAUGAGACUGUUAGAAACACACUAUGUAGGUAUUCUAUUUAUUUUCUCUAUGUACGCUCCACCCAUAGUAAAUUGUAAUCGAGACAGCUCACGCACAAAUUCAUUGGUUAUUGAUUCAAGGGCCGUCCUGUUCUUUUGCCUAAGGAUAAGGCACUCUUCUCAACAGAGUUUUUCAUAAAAAUGUUAAAUGAAAUUCGGAUGCUUUAAAAAGCAUUUUUGAACUUUGUUUUCAUGGUACGUUCCAGCUCGUCAAACAUUAUUUCUGGGGAAAUUAUUUUGCAUAGUGUAUUCUGCAAGUCUUACACACACGUCGUAUAUAUAUAUAUAUAUAUAUAUAUAUCCAUACUAUGUAUAUAUAUCUUUAUUAGAUUGGUGUUUCUUCUGUUUGUGAAUAUUGUAUUUGAUCAUCAGCAUUUGCCAGUUUCUAUUAAGUUUUUGAAUUGUGUUUAUAUAUAGUUAACAGUAGCUUUGAGCUUAUGUUGGAUAAACUGCAAAUUUUUAACACUGGUUGACUUUAUUUUUGAAAUUAUUAUUUGAAAUUUAUUAUUGCUACACGUAGUAUACAUGUGAAUUCCAAAAAAGAUUUGAUCCAUUUCAUUUUUUAUUUUCUCUUUGUGGACUUUUUUUAUUUUCUCUUUGUGGACUUUUUUUAUUUUCUCUUUGUGGACUUUUUCAUUGAAUUUCCAUGUACAUGUAUUCCUAGGUUGUGACUUUUAUUUAACAGCCAUCUCAGAAUAUUAUGCGAUUUAAUUUGUUGUUUUACAAUUUUUUUUAAUUUAUAAUGUAGUUGAAAUUAGUUAUCAUAUGAAUUCCAAGUGUGUGUAUAAUUCCAUGUUUAUAUAAUUUUCUCUGACUGUCUGUCUCUCUCUCUAUAUAUAUUAUAUACAUACAAUAUACAUCACUUUAUAUUUUUUAAAACAUGAAUGGAAAUAUAAAUAUCAGCAAUAUUUGUCUAUAUUCCGGUUAGAUUUAUUUGUCUAUAUUCCGGUUAGAUUUAAUUGUCUAGCCGAGUAGCUCAGUAGGUUAGCACGUCGACUGCUGAACUGUAGAUAGCGGGUUCGAGUCCAGCAGGGAUUUUAAAUUUUUUCAAUUACUUUCUACUAAAACGGCAUUUUUUGAACAAAUAAAGUAAAUUUGAAAGUUUUCAGUUUCAAAAUAUUGUAUGUAUCCUCAACUUUUCACCCAUAUCAAAUUCCUCUGGUGUGGUAUACCUCCUUAAGAUUUUAUCACAGUACAAAGACUUUUAUUAACUGGGAAUGUUGGAUCACCUGUAAGCAAAAAAAAUUCAAUACCAUUUUCUUUUAUUCAACAUACAUGUACAGUGUGUGGUUUAAGAUGAAAAUACAAUUUAACAAGGUUUCAGCAAGGAAUGGUAUUGUGUAGACAUGAACUGGGUCCAAGAAAAAAUAUAUACAUAUACAUGUACACAGUGGAAAUUUGAUAAUUAGAAAAAAUACAUGUAUAUCUAUUUUCUCACAUAAAAACUUUACGUGUUAUUGUUAAAUAGUUUUAGAUGGUAUCAUGAUGAUCAUGCACCACUACAGAUUCAAUGGCAGGUACACUGGAAAACAUUGAGAUGAUUUUAUUGCAGUUUAAGGAGAUGUUUAUAUAUACUGUUUCUUUAUUGAAUGUUAUACGUAUGGCGUCGCCUCUGUUACUGAGUAUUUAAUCGUCGAUAUUGUUCUAGCUUUAUGAAACAUCCUAUGUAAUGUUAUUAGUUAUAAUUGUACUACUGUUCAUAUUAUUUGCAAUAAAUCUCUAUAUUUACAACAA